AUGAGAGCUGCUAGAAAUGUAGUUUUAAUGGUUUUUGAAGACUCUGAUUCAUUGAUCAGUGUGAAGAAUGAUAAAUUAGAGACUCUUGUAAAAUGGUUUUCUAGAGUUGAAGCUUGGUCAGAAAGAGUUUGUACUUCAAGUCGUGCCCCUAGGCGCUAUUGGGAAAGGAGCUAUGCUGGCUGGAGGCGGUUUACUGCAGAACAGCCUGGUGCUGCACAUGUUGCUUUAGCAUCUCUAGAGCAAGCUGGCCGAAUAAAUUUUAUGAUAACACAUAAUGUUGACAGAUUAUAUUCCAAGCUGCAUCAUAGUGCUGGGAGCAACCCUCUUGAAUUACAUGGGACCGUUUAUAGUGUGAUUUGCUUAGAUUGUGGUUUUUCCUUUUUUCGAAAUUUAUUUCAAGAUGAAGUGAAGGUCCUUAAUCCAAAGUGGGCAGCAGCAAUUGAAAGCUCGGACUUUGGAAGCCCUGGAUCAGAUAAGAGCUUUGGCCUGAAGCAAAGACCUGAUGGUGACAUUGAGAUCCUAAAACCUGAUUUAAGAUACUUUCAUUAUAUGAAACCCGAUGUUGUCUUCUUCGGUGAUAAUAUGCCCAAGGAAAGAGCCGAUAAGGCCAUGGAGGUUGCAAGAGAAUGUGAUGCCUUCCUUGCGUUAGGAUCAUCCUUGAUGACCAUGUAUGCUUUCCGACUCGUCAGGGCUGCUCAUGAGGCAGGUGCCUCCACCGCAAUUGUAAACGUCGGUAAGACCCGUGCCGAUUAUUUUGUAUCAAUGAAAAUAAAUGCUCGAAUGGGGGAGAUUUUCCCAAGAGUACUCAACACUGGCUCUCUCAGUAUCCCUGCUCUGCGAUAAACUAAUUAGGGAAGGUAAAGUAGCUAAACUUUAUCUUCACAAUCUUUAAAUAUA
Hibiscus syriacus is the source of this 897-nucleotide messenger RNA. Its product is annotated as NAD-dependent protein deacylase SRT2-like. The transcript has 7 exons. NCBI's taxonomy places the organism in Eukaryota, Viridiplantae, Streptophyta, Magnoliopsida, Malvales, Malvaceae. Gene Ontology annotation, molecular function: NAD+ binding. Bases 1 to 843 code for a protein of 280 amino acids. The record is from RefSeq and is a predicted model, not a curated record.